This is a messenger RNA of Cladophialophora carrionii CBS 160.54, 1377 nucleotides long. RefSeq lists its product as uncharacterized. The coding region runs from base 1 to 1377 and encodes 458 amino acids. Gene Ontology annotation, molecular function: zinc ion binding; DNA-binding transcription factor activity, RNA polymerase II-specific. The record is from RefSeq and is a predicted model, not a curated record. Lineage: Eukaryota; Fungi; Ascomycota; Eurotiomycetes; Chaetothyriales; Herpotrichiellaceae. Gene Ontology annotation, biological process: regulation of DNA-templated transcription. The transcript is spliced from 2 exons.
AUGGUAUACUGUGGUGUUGUCAGCAAAGGCUGUCAGCGAUGUCGCCACCGAAAGAUCAAGUGCGAUGAGCGGAAGCCAGCAUGCUUAAGGUGCGAGAAGUCGAGAACACCAUGCCCGGGUUACCGUGACAUCGCCCAGGUGAUGUUUCGUGACGAGUCGGCCAAGGUAUUGCAGAAAUUCGGUGCCGCCGAACAGCCUGAGCCUUACCUGACGCGCAACGCCAUCAUUGAAUCAUCUCAGACGGAGGCUCCAAGCUCAAGGCUGAGUCGUCGGACGCACCGACCCAAGGACGACAACAUGCCACGCCCUUUAUCUGUGCCGACCUCCAACCUCGGAGCCAGUUUCUUCUUCGCCAAGUAUACCUUUGAUGAAGAACCUUUCUUCCGCGGUUACCAUGCCUGGCUCGCUCAUUCGUACCUCGAGGACAAGCCUGGUAAUGUCCUACGAGCCGCCAUUGACGCCGUGGGCCUGGCGGGCCUAUCUAAUCUAUCAUACGCGUCCAAGCUCGAGUCGAAAUCGAAGGAACAAUACUGCAAUGCGUUGACGGCUUUGAAGCAACUCCUGGUCGAACCCACUCGUGUCACUGAGAAUGGCACCCUCAUGGCGGUCCUUCUGUUAAUCCUGUUUGAGGUAUAUCAAGGCACUUCUCCGGCCCUCCCUAAGCCGCAUAGCUUACCAAAACCACAGAUGGUCAAUUUCCAGACCUGGGAUCGGUAUCACUGUUGGGAUGCCCAUGUCAAGGCCGCGGCUGCGCUGCUGAAGCUUCGCGGCCAGAAACAGUUUAAUCACGACCGCGGCGGCCAGCUCUACAUCCAAAGCCGCUCUCACAUCCUUCUGGCCUGCAUGCAGCAAUGCACUGCUGUGCCAUCCGCCCUGGUCCAGACCACAUACGACUUCCAAACCAGCGCCACUAGAAGACAGUGGCAACAACGCAAGGUUGCCAGCCCUGGAUCCAUUUCCGAGAUUUCUUUCCGCACAAUAAACCUCCGAGCAGCACUGAAACGUGGCGAGGUCACAGACCCAACAGGCAUCAGGGCGACGCUACUUGAGCUGGACCGCGACCUCGAAGCCUGGCGAGCGGGCUUGAACCCAAGCUGGAAAUACUCCUCGGCCUGCGCUCCAGAGGAGAUAUCACGAGGCAGUUGGUCGAAGAGGCACCGUCAUUUCUACCCCAACAACUGGAUCGCCGACGCGUGGAACAAUUGGCGGGGCCUCAGGAUUGUCGUGAAGCAAAUGAUCUUGGAGAACGAGGAUCACUCCACCACCCCAGACAUGGUCCAGAUCAGCCAUGCUACGUCUAUGAUCCGGAAAUUGUCAGCCGAUAUCUGCAUCUCGGUCCACUCGUUCGAAGACAAUCCACGCAAGUCUCGCUCGUGA